CAAUGCAUAUCCUUGGUUGUGCCGGGGUUUGAACUCCGGACACCUGACAUGCGGGUUGAACGUUUUACUACUAUCCCACCAGCGCACUCUAGAAGCACCUGAAUUGUCACAUGUGAACAGGCAAACGUGCCAAGCGGCUCGAACGAUGACCCAUUUUCUGUCCUGGCUGUGUCGAUACACCGACUGGCCUUUUUCUGCCUUGACGUGUAAUCGCACUGCCAAUCGGGAUCAUGAGAACGUCCCCGGAAGAGGCGACCACACCCUACACUAUAGAUCCAACAUUCUACUCACCGUUUGCUGGUGUGCGGACCUUGAUACCACACUGUGCCGAUCAGUGACAGACUUGCAUACUUGUUG
Molecule: messenger RNA, 357 nt
Organism: Opisthorchis viverrini
Lineage: Eukaryota; Metazoa; Platyhelminthes; Trematoda; Opisthorchiida; Opisthorchiidae
Exons: 2
Source: RefSeq, a predicted model, not a curated record